Messenger RNA from Clunio marinus, 1812 nucleotides. The record is from the annotation of a GenBank genome assembly. NCBI's taxonomy places the organism in Eukaryota, Metazoa, Arthropoda, Insecta, Diptera, Chironomidae.
AAAGACAUCACUGAAGAAUGAAUCCUAUUUGGAGGGCAGUUGAAGGACGGGAAUCAGAAAGAGAUAGCAACAUUCUCAAGCGCAUCAAAAAUUAUUUUCUUAGCAAAUUUCAUUCGUUCACCGAUUUCUAGAACGUUCAAACCUAUUUUUGCCGAUUUUAAGUGAAAAACUCAAAAAUGCCCAUCAAGUCAAUCAAAGCUCGUCAAAUUUUCGACUCACGUGGUAAUCCCACUGUCGAAGUUGAUCUUGUAACUGACAAUGGAUUGUUCCGUGCUGCUGUACCUUCAGGUGCUUCAACUGGUAUCCAUGAAGCUCUUGAGUUGCGUGACAAAGAAGCCGCUAACUGGAUGGGCAAAGGUGUCUUGAAAGCUGUCGCUCAUGUCAACGAUUCUUUGGGACCAGAAGUCCUUAAGUCAGGUUUAGAUGAAACCAAGCAACGCGAGAUUGACGAGCUGAUGAUCAAGCUUGACGGAACACCAAACAAGAGCAAAUAUGGUGCAAAUGCCAUUUUAGGUAUUUCACUUGCUGUUUGCAAAGCUGGUGCUGCCAAGAAAGGCAUUCCACUUUACCGUCACAUUGCUGAUUUAGCUGGCAACAAAGACAUUUGGCUUCCAGUUCCAGCAUUCAAUGUCAUCAAUGGUGGUGAACAUGCUGGCAACAUGUUGGCAAUGCAGGAAUUCAUGUUGUUGCCUCUUGGAGCUAAAUCUUUCACUGAAGCCAUGAAAAUGGGAGUUGAAACUUAUCACAACUUGGCUAAAGUCAUCCAGCAAAAGUUCGGCAAAGACGCAACAGCUGUCGGUGACGAAGGGGGAUUCGCUCCAAACAUCUUGGACAACCGUGAUGGUUUACAGUUGAUUGUUGAUGCAAUCGAAAAAGCUGGAUAUACUGGAAAAAUCAAGAUCGGCAUGGAUGUUGCUGCUUCAGAAUUUAAAGAUGAUGAUGGCUCAUACGAUUUGUACAAGAAGGAUAAGCAAAAGGAUAAGACCCGCAACUUGAGCUCAGACAAACUUGGUGAUCUCUACAUGGAAUUCAUUCGCGACUUCCCCAUUGUCAGCAUUGAAGAUCCCUUCGAUCAAGAUGACUGGGAAGCAUGGACAAAGCUCAAUGCUCGUGCUGGCAUUCAAAUUGUUGGCGAUGAUUUGACUGUCACAACCCCGACAAGAAUCCAAACAGCUGUCGAGAAGGGCGCUUGCAACUGUUUGUUGUUGAAAGUCAAUCAAAUUGGCUCAGUAACUGAAUCUAUCGACGCUCAUUUAUUGGCUAAGAAGAAUGGAUGGGGAACCAUGGUGUCUCAUCGUUCAGGUGAAACCGAGGAUUCCUUCAUUGCUGAUUUGGUUGUUGGAUUGUCUACCGGUCAAAUUAAAACAGGCGCUCCAUGCCGUUCCGAAAGAUUGUGCAAAUACAAUCAAAUUUUGCGCAUUGAAGAAGAGCUCGGCAGUGCAGCCAAAUUCUCUGGUGAAAAAUUCCGCAAUCCACAUGCUUAAAUUAACCAAUUUCAAACUCUCUAUCAACGUUUAAUCACCAAAACAAACAUAUGAGACAUCCCAGCAAGUAGUCAACUUCUAAACUGCAUUUCAAUAUUUUCGAUUUAUCUCUUUCAAACAAAUCGAUCAUCGAUGACAUCAUUGAUCACAAUAUUUAUUAAUCCCUGGUUAAAGAUGUUUCUAUGAUGUCUUUUAUCUUAUUUAUAAAUAUUUGUUAAUUAAAUUCAAAAGACGCACCUCUAAGGAACGCCAAUGUUUAAUUAUAACUCGAUGUCAUAAAUUUGGGAAAAUAAAAAAUUGUUCCUUUUAAUUUAUAAAUUAAAAAUAA